Molecule: messenger RNA, 309 nt
Organism: Staurois parvus
Lineage: Eukaryota; Metazoa; Chordata; Amphibia; Anura; Ranidae
Source: the annotation of a GenBank genome assembly
UGUUUGAUCCUGUGUUCUCUGAUCCUCCGCUUCUUCCAGUGCCCCCCUCUUAUCUCCUGAUAAGACGUAUCGUGUGGAGUCACUCUGCAAAUGCUCAGUUUGGUGUCUUUUUUUCUUGAGAGGGUGCAUGUGAUCAGCACAGGGCCAAUCAGCACUGUCCAGACAGAGAUCAGGGGUCCUGCAUCCUCCUACAGCAGAAUGAAAACUCCUCCUACAAGCUUUAGCAGUGCACUGCUGAACACUGAUAGAAGUCACAAGACUGCUCUAACUGCUGAUGAGAAAAGGCAUUUAGCAGUUUAUAUUUACUAA